Molecule: messenger RNA, 1815 nt
Organism: Coturnix japonica (Japanese quail)
Lineage: Eukaryota; Metazoa; Chordata; Aves; Galliformes; Phasianidae
Gene: FANCL
Product: FA complementation group L
Biological process (GO): interstrand cross-link repair; protein monoubiquitination
Cellular component (GO): Fanconi anaemia nuclear complex; nucleus
Molecular function (GO): ubiquitin protein ligase activity
Source: RefSeq, a predicted model, not a curated record
GCCUGCGCCGCCUGACGGGCGGGGCUUGAUCCAAGGUUCGAACGGUGGCGGGAUGGCGGCUCGGGGCGCUCUGCUCCGCCAGUGUCCGCUGCUGCUGCCUCAGAACAUGGAGGGCACGGCCUACGAGGGCUUCGUCAGCGCGCAGGGUAGAGACUUCCACAUCCGGAUACUGUUACCAGCAGCUUCUCAACUGAAAAAUGCCAGGAUAGAGUGUAGCUGGCACCUAAAGAAGAUACUGCAUGGAUAUCGGCAUAUUGUGAAACAGAGGUUGCACAGUUGUCCAGAUCUUGUCAGUUUUGUGGUGGAGCUGAAAACUAUUUUGGAAAUUGCUUUGAAGAAUACGCCAGAGCUGCAUGUGCCGUGGCCACCAGAAUACUACUCCUGUCUUGUCAAAGAUCUAGAAACACUGGGUUGGAAUAAAGUUGCGUACGUGGAUACUGCUCUCACCACAAUCAAGCUAAAAGCCGAGGACUCUCGUGAUCGACAACACCUGAUCACUCUGAAGCUAAGCGCGAAGUAUCCUACUGAACCACCAGACUGCACUGUGGAUUUUCCUGUUCAGUUUGCCAUUUCUUGGAUGCCACAGGACUCCUUAGUAGACAUCCAUAAGCAGUUCCUUGUGGCAUUAGAAUCGCUGAAAGAGUUCUGGGACACCAUGGAUGAAAUCGAUGAGAAGACGUGGGUACUGGAGCCAGAAAAUCCUGCACGGUGUGCUACUUCAAGAAGGAUUGCCAUAGGGAACAACGUUUCUGUGAACAUAGAAGUAGAUCCCAGGCAUCCAAAGAUGCUCCCCGAGUGUUACUUCCUUGGAGCAGAUCACGUGGUUAACCCUUUGAGAACUAAGCUGAACAACAACAUGCACUUGUGGGAUCCAGAAAUUAGUUUAUUACAAAACUUGAGAGACCUCUUAGAAAUUGAUUUUCCAUCUCGUGCCGCGUUAGAAAAAAGUGAUUUUACUAAGGACUGUGGGAUCUGCUAUGCCUAUCGUCUCAAUGGCGCCACUCCAGACCAAGUGUGCGACGAGCCCCGAUGCGGACAGCCUUUUCAUCAGGCUUGCCUGUAUGAGUGGCUACAAGGUCUUCCUUCCAGCAGACAGAGCUUUAAUGUUAUCUUCGGUGAAUGUCCAUAUUGUAACAAGCCACUGACACUGAAAUCCUCCAUGAAGAAACCUUGAGGAAAGCACCACGAUAGCAAUGCCGACGCACUGAUAUUGAAGACAACAAAACAGUGACAUCAAAGAAAAUACAAGGAAAAUGCUAUCAGAAACAAAAGCACGAGUACAGCUAUGCUGUAGUGGUAUCUUUCUUCAGUAAAAGCAAGCCUAAAUAUAGUGGAUAUGGAAAGACUGGGUUCUUGCAAAGACAGUGGAUGACCUCCAGUUAAAAGCUGAUCUGGUUUCUUUUUGGAUUCUGAGACGGAUGUCUGGGGGCUGAAUGGUGGCAAUUCUCUUCCUGCGUCGUUCUGCAGGGGAGAAAAACAACAACAGCAAAACAAAAUGGUUAUAACGAUCUCAGUGUUUAGAUUUGCAAGUGAGAUUCAAAGCGUUAAACAAAAUCAACAAGCAGCCGACAAGCAAAGAAAGGUACCUAAGGAAUGGAAGUUAUCCGAGAGAAAGCAACGCUGUUCUGACUGAAUCUUAACUCCUGGAUUUGCAGAUGUUCAUUAAGCGCAUAACUACAGCUUUGAUUAAGCACCCUUUAAAGACUUUUGUCUGUUCCUGAAGUGAACAGCUAAAAUUCUUGCUUAUCUGCAACUAUUUUCCCCAAAUGUUAAUAUAUUGUGAAUAAAGCCUGGAAACCUGGAAGAUAAUCUGAA